Messenger RNA from Dichomitus squalens LYAD-421 SS1, 805 nucleotides. Its product is annotated as ribosomal protein S10. Bases 4 to 729 code for a protein of 241 amino acids. The record is from RefSeq and is a predicted model, not a curated record. Gene Ontology annotation, molecular function: structural constituent of ribosome. Gene Ontology annotation, biological process: translation. The transcript has 2 exons. Gene Ontology annotation, cellular component: ribosome; small ribosomal subunit; mitochondrion. Lineage: Eukaryota; Fungi; Basidiomycota; Agaricomycetes; Polyporales; Polyporaceae.
GCCAUGUUCUCCAGGUCGCCCAGAAGCGCAAUCUCUGCGGCACAGAGAGCUGCUCGUCUCCAGAGCACAAUUGCGAUACCUGCUGCCUCCAGCGCGUCGUCCUCCGCCAACACGCCAGCAUUGCCGCCCCAGAGACUGACAGAAGCUCAAUACGCAGCAAGCGUCGUCCAUGGACGUAGCGUUCGCCCCCCAUUCUACCUUCCCAAAACGCAUGGCAUCCCCGUCGCGACCCUGCACUUCCGUUCGUACCAUCCCAAGCUCCUCGACUUCUUCGUCCACUUCGCCAGUCACGCCGCCACUGCGCUCGGCAUCCCCAUCUCAAAGCCGGUCCAUCUUCCCACCGAGAGGAGGCUAUGGACGGUCCUGCGCGGCCCAUUCGUCCACAAAAAGUCUCAGGAGAACUUUGAGCGGAGGACGCACAAGCGCGUCGUGAAGGCGUGGGACGCGAACCCGGAGGUCGUGGAUCUGCUCGUGCAGUACCUCGAGAGGCAUAUCGCGCCGGGCGUCGGCCUGCGGACGGUCCAGUGGAGGCGGGCACCGGUGGGCGUGGGCCAGAAGACGUUGGAGGCGGUCAUGGGUUCGUUGCGGUUGGACGACCAGGUGCGGCGCGAGAAGGUGAAGGCGUUGGGCGAGCAGAUUGUGAAGCAGGAGCUGGCGAGUGCGGCGGAGGCUGCGAAGGAGGGUGCGGUGGCGAAGACAUCGCCCAAGGCCGACAAGAAGAGUUCAUAGUUCCUGUGUCCUCUACGCUUUUACUGCAUCGACAUCCCCCUGGAUUGUAUUGUCCAGGUAAUAUACGCAUCAAUAG